Messenger RNA from Boleophthalmus pectinirostris (great blue-spotted mudskipper), 2588 nucleotides. RefSeq names its product porcupine O-acyltransferase. The coding region runs from base 133 to 1521 and encodes 462 amino acids. Gene Ontology annotation, biological process: canonical Wnt signaling pathway; protein palmitoylation; lipid modification. The transcript is spliced from 15 exons. Lineage: Eukaryota; Metazoa; Chordata; Actinopteri; Gobiiformes; Gobiidae. Gene Ontology annotation, molecular function: palmitoleoyltransferase activity; Wnt-protein binding. The record is from RefSeq and is a predicted model, not a curated record. Gene Ontology annotation, cellular component: endoplasmic reticulum; membrane.
CUAUGGGAGGCUUCAAGAUAAGCAUCAUCUGGACCGAGUGAGCGUAAAACUCGACGGUACGACCCAAAACAAGCGGAACAUAAGGAAAACAGGAGAGCGCGGUGAGGAGGCCACAACCGCGGCUGGUACGGGAUGGGAGUUUUUAGCCGACAGAAGUUCUUUGAGGAGCUUGCUCAGGGCUGUUUGCUGCCCACAGCUCAGCAGGGCCUGGAGCAGGUAUGGCAGCUGCUGCUGAUGUGCUCGUUAUGUCGCCUUCUCUGGAUGUUGGGCCUCCCCUCCUUUGUCAAACACCUGAGUACAGUGGCUGCAGGCUUUUACACGCUCUACCUGUUCUUUGAGCUUCAUAUGAUCUGGGUGGUGCUGCUCAGCCUUCUCUGCUACCUCUUCUUAUUUUUGUGCCGACACUCAACUAUGAGAGGCACAUUUCUCUCCAUCACUGUGCUUAUUUACCUACUUCUGGGAGAGCUACACAUGAUGGAUGCAACCAAUUGGCACAAAAUGAGAGGUUCACAGAUGGUGGUUGCCAUGAAAGCGAUUUCUCUUGCCUUUGAUUUGGACAGAGGGGUUGUUUCCAGUGUCCCAUCACCUAUUGAGUUCAUGGGGUACAUUUACUUUGUAGGCACUAUUGUCUUUGGCCCCUGGAUCAGCUUCAAUAGCUACAAAGAAACUUUAGAAGGCCGUAAGCUGAGUUUAUCAUGGCUUUUAAAAGUUUGUUUAAGCUGGGUGAAGAGCCAAAUUUGCCUUUGCGUUUCCAACUGUGUGGCCCCAUAUCUCUUUCCAUAUUUUAUCCCUGUUUAUGGAGACAAGCUUCUGCGAAGUAAAAAGAGGAGAAAGAUUAGAGGGGCAGUGACAAAGUGGCUCCUUGCCUAUGAGAACACACUAUCCUUCCACUUCAGCAACUAUUUCGUGGGCUACUUGAGUGAAACUACUGCCACACUCGCAGGGGCAGGUUUUACAGAAGAAAAGGAGAAUUUGAAAUGGGAUCUGGCAGUGUCAAAACCUUUAAAUAUAGAGUUUCCUCGAUCAACAGUAGAAGUGGUUACCUCAUGGAAUACACCAAUGUCCAACUUUCUCCACACCUAUGUGUUUAAAAGCGCUCUUAAAUUUGGAACUUUUACUGCCGUCAUGAUAACAUACAUUGCCUGUGCAUUAUUACAUGGUUUAAGUUUUCAUCUUGGUGCUGUUCUCAUAUCUCUGGGUUUUAUUACAUACAUUGAACAUGUAUUACGUAAAAGACUUGCAGAUGUGCUCAAUGCCUGCGUAUCAUCAAGGAAGUGCCAACCAAACUGCCCACACAAGAACAAAAAGAACCUCUGGGUGCAUAUGAUAAACUUAGUUUUCAGCGCAUUGGCCAUUCUUCACAUGACAUACCUUGGCUCUGUGUUUAAUUCCAGUGUGGACUUCAUGGAGGAAGAUGAGGAUGAUAUCACCCAUCACACCAUUCAGCGCUGGUCAGGUUUGAGCUGGAUGAGCCACUGGUUAACAUUUGGAAGCUGGAUUUUGUACCGGCUCAUUUUGUGAAGGUGAACUGAACACACUGAAAUUAAGCAAGCAAUAAUGCCACAGCUUUUUCUCCAUUGUGGCCUAGUGUGAGAGAACAUCAGGAUACUAUUUCAUAGAACUUAAGUUGUGGACAAUGAUUUUGAUAAAUUAAUUACCCACUCCACCCCUUUUUUUUCUUAUUACACUCUUUUUUUAUUCAAGUCACAGUUGUCAAGCCCUUAUGUCAUGACAGCAGUAACCAGUGUCUCACUGUGAGUCAUAAUCAAUUCCAAUCAGCAUGAAGAAGAUCAGCUAUAGACUCCAGACUGUGGCAGAUCAUUAAAAAUCUUAAAUUUAUUUUUAACAGGACUUUUUGUUUGAGCAUGAGAAAAGUUUACUCUGGAAAGAUUAGAGCACAAUGAAUACAAUAUUUUAUACCAUUAAGAGUUAUAAGUAUGAAGUAGAAGAGAAAAAUGUUUUAAUAUAUUGUGACUGAAUGGUGUAUUUCUAAUGUUUUUGUGGAUACUUUUAUCUCAAACAGUUAAAAUAAGAGGGACUAAGAGUGAAGCAAUGGCGAUUCAUACAGUAUUUACUUGUUUAUAUUUAAAUCACAUGCUGCUUGUAUUAUACAACAUUAUUAUACACUACUUUAGGCUUAAACACCGAAAAUUACAUAUAUUUUAACCACUGGCUUGAAGUUCUGAUACAAAUGCUGUAAUUUUAAAUGUUUUAUUAGAGGAUUAGUCUCCACUACAGAGCCAAUAUGUCUAAAUCUAUUUUCAACCCUAUUCUGAUAUAUAUGUCUUUUCCCUGUAAAUGUGAAUGCACUGACACACUUGUAAUAUUUUUAUAAAAACUUUCAAACAAACACAUUCCUCCUGUUUUUGCCAAUGAACACGGGGUUUAAUGCAGAAAAACUCUUUUUGCAGUAAUAAAUAGUUUAUUAAAUUAUUUACAUGAGUGCGACUGUCACACAGUCAUUUUGCGUGAGUAGGGGAAGGACUGCAUCAGAAUAACAGACUAAUUAAUGAUGUUAAAUCUGGAGUCUGCUUCAAAGCAUCAGCCAGUGGGGACAGAGAGGGGACAGAGGACGACAGAUGUGAUAG